This is a messenger RNA of Hyla sarda, 2265 nucleotides long. It is a transcript of the gene L3HYPDH, whose product is annotated as trans-L-3-hydroxyproline dehydratase. Bases 184 to 1215 code for a protein of 343 amino acids. Lineage: Eukaryota; Metazoa; Chordata; Amphibia; Anura; Hylidae. The record is from RefSeq and is a predicted model, not a curated record. The transcript has 5 exons. Gene Ontology annotation, molecular function: hydro-lyase activity.
CACAUCAUUUACCCAUUGUCAUAGUAAAAUCGGAAUUAGCCCGUUAUAUUAUAGAGAGAUUACAUGACAGGGCGAGAUGAGGAAGAAGCGCUUUUCUAUCGAUGUAUUAGUUUAGCGGUUUGCCCACAACAAACAUGGCCGCCGCAUACUUCGCAUUAGUGUAGUGUUGCCCACAGUUCAGUCAUGUCGGCUCUUAAGUUUCGCUUACCCCCUAAUGACGGUCCGGUGCUAUCGGUGGUGGACAUGCAUACCGGCGGGGAGCCCCUGCGGAUAGUGCUGAGCGGGGCCCCGGUACCGAGCGGGAACACGCUACUGGAGAAGAGGCGCUGGGUGCGGGAAAACAUGGACUGGGUGCGGCGGGCGCUAAUGCUGGAGCCCCGGGGGCACCGGGACAUGUACGGGGCGCUGCUGGUGCCCAGCGAGGAGGCGGAGGCGCAGCUCGGAGUGCUCUUCAUGCACAAUGCAGGAUACAGCACCAUGUGCGGACACGGGGUCAUCGCCCUGGGCCGCUUUGCUGUGGACUAUGGGCUGGUGGCUCCGCAGGGGCCAGAGACUCCGGUCACUAUACACUGCCCCUGCGGAAUAGUGCGCGCCUAUGUAACCAGUGGCAAAGGGAGAGUGCGAUUCCACAGUGUCCCCGCCUUUACCCUGUGCACAGAUGUCUCAGUUGACGUCCCCGGUUGUGGCAAGGUAGUAGUGGACAUUGCAUACGGGGGUGCAUUCUACGCCUUUGUUAGCGCAGAGCGGUUUGGAUUGGACGUGUGCUCUUCAAAGACAAGAGAUCUUGUAGAUGCCGCAGCGGCUGUGUCAGAAGCUUUAAAGGCGCAGGUUAAAAUCAGCCAUCCAGACAGCGAGGACCUGGCUUUCCUAUAUGGCACCAUAGUAACUGACGGAAAGGAUGUGUAUAGUGAAGAACCCACAGCCAAUAUCUGUGUGUUUGCAGAUUCCCAGGUUGAUCGCAGUCCUACCGGUUCUGGAGUCACAGCUCGUAUUGCUCUACAGUAUCACAAAGGCUUAAUACAGCUGGAGCAGACCCGGACCUUCAAGAGCGGGGCCACAAAUUCCUUGUUCACUGGCAAAGCAGUUAAGGAGGUGGUGUGUGGUGACUACAAAGCGGUGAUAGUGGAGGUGUCUGGUCAGGCUCACUACACCGGAACAGCAAGCUUUACCCUGGAGAGUGAUGACCCGCUGAAGGAUGGAUUUAUGUUGAAAUAACAAUCCACAUUAUCCAUUUUGAAAAGCAAAUUGUCAUUAAAAAGCAUCUAUCGCUAGACCCCACUGAUGGCGCUGCAGCUUACUCUUCCUCUUGACCAAUUAUAUGCCCCAAGCAUUUAUACUUAUAAUACCAGCCAUUUUAUAGCAUAUUUGUGCUGCUAAAGUUUGUUAUUAAUAAUCCUUUUCUAGAAAUGCAUGUAUAUUAUAUAGCUACACAUGUAUUUUGUUACUGCUCAUUUGUAUGAAAAAAAUUUUAAAUUUUUUUUUAUAUAUAAAAAAAAAAAAAAAAAAAAAAAAUCUCACCAUUGUCAAACAUAUUCGUGUAACUGUUCCCUUUAUGGUAGUGUCACACGUGCCGUAUUUUGAUGGCGUAUUUUUACUUUAAAACUUGCAGCGUUUCUCGCUGCGAAUUUGAAUUGGGGCGGGCUGUCAGCGGAAAAUCAGUAAGGCAGUCUGUAGGGCACCAAUACAAUACCACAGUACCUAUUGACCACCACUUUCUGUAGAAAAGUUUGGCAGAAAACUGUUCAAAGAUCAGGGCUCCACAGUAACAUCACUUGGUAUACUGUGCAGUAUUGUAUGCACUGGUUAUCUCCUAAUUUUAAAACAAAGUAUUCAUAAGUUUUCACCGUUUAGACAUAUGAUGUAAAUAUAAAUUGCGCACUGCCCGUAUUUAAUUUAGAUGUAAACCAGGAUAAUGCAUAGAGCUGGAAUUAUACAAAUGGACUAAAUCUAAUGGCUAUGAAGGCACUGCAUACAUCCAAUUAAAGGGGUAUUCCAGCUUUAUACAUCUUAUCCCCUAUCAUAAGAAAUGAAUGGAGGGGGUGUGACGUGAUGUCACUAGGGGGCAUGGCCAUGACAUCAUGUACCUGUCUCGGAGGCAGCGCCCGGCACAGAAUGCCAGAGGAUGCACAGAGAUUGCGGGGGUCCUCAGCGGUGGGACUCUUGCGAUCAUACAUCUUAUCUUCUAUCCUUUGGAUAGGGGAUAAGAUGUAUAAAGCUGGAAUACCCCUUUAAUACUAAGUGGGCAAUUCUAUCUUGCUUAAAGGG